AUGGGGGAGGAGCUUGCGCAUGCGUACGAGCUGGGCGGCGAGGACUACCUGGAGGCGUGGCUGGGCAGCGGCGAGGUGGACUGGGACUGGGUGGAGGCGGAGGCGGAGGUGGAGGACGAGGACGGGUUCUGGUGCGAGGCGGGCGACCACGAGCCGACCAUCAAGUGGUUCCAGACGUGUCUGUUGGCCGCCAUCUUCCUUGUGGGCAUGGCGGGAAACGCGGCGGUGAUGGCGACGUUGGCGGCGCAGCGCCAUCCGCGGCGCACGACGGACGUCUUCCUGUGGCAACUGACGCUGGCGGACGUGCUGCUGCUGCUCACGUUGCCGCUGCAGGUGGCGAACGUCAACGUGGGCUGGGUGUUCUCGGCGGCGGCGUGCAAGGCGGCGCGCGGCUGCUACGCCGUCAACACCUACGUUGGCCUGCUGCAGCUGGCGUGCGUCAGCGUGGACCGCUACGUGGGCGUGGCCAGGCCGCAGGACAAGCUGCGUCUGCAUUCCCGGAUGCUGCUGGGCGGGAAGAUGGUGGCGGCGGGGGUGUGGCUGGCGGCGGCGCUCCUCAGCCUGCCCGAGGUCUUCUUCUCCGGCGUGGCGGGCUCGGGCGGCGACGCCUACUGCGGCAUGCUGACUGGCGCCCAAGGGAAAAUGGCCGCCGACGGAGCGGUCACCGCCGUCUUCGGACUGUCCUUCCUGGUGAUGGCGGCGUGUUACUCCCAGGUGGCGCGCGUGUUGUGGGCGGGCCGCGCGGGGCGGGGCGGGCGCUGGCGUCAUCAGCGCACCUUGAAGGUGAUGCUGGCGCUGGUGCUGCUCUUCCUCGUCUUCCAGUUGCCGCACAGCGUGGUGCUCUCGCUCAAGAUGGCCGCGCCGUUUUGCGCCCUGCUGCCGGAGUCCAUCACGCGCACGCUGGCCUACGCCCGCUGCGCCCUCAACCCCGUCAUGUACGUGCUGCUGGGCGCGCGCUUCCGCAACCACUUGAUGAAGCUCCUCCCACCUGGCGGCUGCCUCUGCGCCUGCGGGCGUGGCCUGCCGGUUGACGGCCGGCAGGCCACGCCCCCUGCCACCCGGCUUUCAUCAGGGCCCCGACGGCCAAAACUUGUUGUCGUGUGUCGCGUCACCACCAGAGGGCAGCAACGUGCCGAGUACUAG
Nerophis ophidion (straightnose pipefish) is the source of this 1143-nucleotide messenger RNA. RefSeq names its product C-C chemokine receptor type 10-like. NCBI's taxonomy places the organism in Eukaryota, Metazoa, Chordata, Actinopteri, Syngnathiformes, Syngnathidae. The transcript is spliced from 2 exons. Gene Ontology annotation, biological process: G protein-coupled receptor signaling pathway; immune response. The record is from RefSeq and is a predicted model, not a curated record. Gene Ontology annotation, molecular function: G protein-coupled receptor activity. The coding region runs from base 1 to 1143 and encodes 380 amino acids. Gene Ontology annotation, cellular component: membrane.